AUGGGUCUCCUCCCGCACGCGAUCUCCAAGGCCAGCACCCCAAAGCUGUACACGUCGGACUCCUUGCUCGCCCUGCCCGUCGUCGCGGUCUCUGGUGCCAAGUACCCCAUCGUCCCAGCCACGGCCGUCGUCUCCAUGCCGCCGCCGUGGUCGACCAGCCUCGCAAGGCCGAAAUCCCCUAACUUGGCAUUGAAAUUGACGUCCAGCAUCACAUUGCUCGACUUCACGUCCCUGUGGACCACGCACUGCUCCGACUCCUCGUGGAGGUAA
Messenger RNA from Spirodela intermedia, 270 nucleotides. The record is from the annotation of a GenBank genome assembly. NCBI's taxonomy places the organism in Eukaryota, Viridiplantae, Streptophyta, Magnoliopsida, Alismatales, Araceae.